Messenger RNA from Psammomys obesus (fat sand rat), 1542 nucleotides. It is a transcript of the gene Apobec4, whose product is annotated as apolipoprotein B mRNA editing enzyme catalytic polypeptide like 4. Lineage: Eukaryota; Metazoa; Chordata; Mammalia; Rodentia; Muridae. The record is from RefSeq and is a predicted model, not a curated record.
AUGCCGGUGAAGGGAUGCCUCAGCAGCAUGGUAGAUGAGCUUGCCAGUGAAAAUGAGCAGAGGAACCAAGCAGGGUUCGUGGUGAGCCGCAGAGUGAGCCGCAUAACCACACGACAGUGCCGAAGUGCAACAGCCAAGACAGGAAAUGGAGCUCGGGUACGGCUGCUCCUUCUAAUUCAUGGUGGAACGAUGGUCAAACCUCACCACUGGCUAAGCUUCCCCCUAGACUGCUCUAACUAGCCUUACCACAUUCGGACAGGCGAAGACGUUUCCUACACAGAAUUCCAACACAUUUUUGGAUUCUCAUGGUCUACAAACCCUCAAACAAAACACCUCACAUUCUAUGAGCUGAGAAGUUCCUCUGGGGACUUGAUACAAAAGGGCCGUGCUAGUAACUGCACUGGGAAUCACAGCCACCCAGGUUCAAUGCUGUUAGAGAGGGAUGGUCACCGUGACUCAUCCAUAUCCCAUAACAGCAACAUCAAACGUAUCAUCCUAUAUUCCAACAACUCUCCUUGUAAUGAGGCUAACCACUGCUGCAUUAGCAAAAUGCAGAGUUUCCUGAUGAUGUAUUCAGAUGUCACUCUUAGUAUUUUCUUUUCCAUCUUUCAUACUGAGAAUCAAUUUCCUACCUCAGCAUGCAACCAUGAGGCUCUUUAGGGUCUGGCCAGUUUACAGCCCCAGGUUGCUUUGAGUCCAAUAAGUGGUGGCCUUUGGCAUUUUAUUCUCAACAAUUUUGUUAGUGGUGUCUCAGGAUCAACUAUUCUCCCACCCUUUACACCUGGGCAAAUACUGGCCGACAGGUACAAUGCUUAUGAAAUAAACUCCAUAACAGGUGUGAAGCCCUAUUUUAUUGAUGUAUUUCAGAGCCAGCAAAAAGAGCAUCAGAACAUGAAGGCUCGGGCAGCUCUGGGAAGCCAUCCCCUAAACAAUGCUGCUCCUGGAUAAUGGCAACUCAGGCUGAGUCAGGACCUCAGGACUCCUAUUGUUUUCAUGCUGGUACCUUAUAAAGAUCUACCGCCAACCCAUAUAGGACAAAACCCACAGAAUGUGGUGAAGCACUUGAAUAUGCCUCAAAUGUCAUCCUUCGAGGCCGAAGACCUCAGAGAACCUUCCACAGGCAAGCCAGAGAAGGUGGUGGAGGUCACAGACAAGUCUGUAAGCAGCAGAGAGGCAAAGGAAAAAAAAAAAAAAAGAACAGAGAUGGGAGACACAAACACUGUCUUCAUCAAGACAAACAAUCUACUAGACAGGUACACAUGGGGGAACUGCUAUUCGUGCGCCUGUGAACAAGGCAGGUGGAGGCCAGAGGCUACUAGGUCCCGCAGCCAGCCCAUCCCAUCCCACGCGCGAGUCCGGUCACCCAGACUUCACACCGGACCCCAACCACAAGCCGCUGGCACCAGAGGCGGCGGCGGCAACAGCAGUCCAGACCACGCGCCCGAGGUCCCCAUAGCCUCCAAUCCCAGACCCCUCUCCCCUCCCGCGCCAGGCUGGACCGCAGAAAAGCGUUUCUAUGGGAACCCCCGGGGUGUCACGUGA